This is a messenger RNA of Silurus meridionalis, 749 nucleotides long. RefSeq lists its product as uncharacterized. NCBI's taxonomy places the organism in Eukaryota, Metazoa, Chordata, Actinopteri, Siluriformes, Siluridae. The transcript is spliced from 4 exons. The record is from RefSeq and is a predicted model, not a curated record. The coding region runs from base 54 to 749 and encodes 231 amino acids.
AACCUAGCCUUUUCUCCUCAUCUAACCUUAGUCUUUCCGCCUAGAUAUCAGUGAUGUCGGAGAUGGGCACUUUCAAGAAGUUGGAUGACACAACAUUGACCAUUUUAAAAGCUGCAAACAUUAGUGAAGGCUUGUUGCACACCUUCUCGCGUGAUGAUAUAAGGGACCUUUUUCCGGGCCCUGAGCACUUUCUGAGGAGAAGAAGUAUCUGGCAAAUGAUUCAUCCUGAGGAGCAGGCCUCAAACUCCGGACACCCACAAAGUCUUAGUGAUGGAAGUUCUGCAUCCCCUUCGAAUGAGCCACCCCAAACAAACCUCCACGGAGCCACCUCCCUGAAAAGAGCAACUCCCAAGAAAGUUUUACAGCUACCCAGCCCUGAGUAUGUAAUCUACACAGACAAUGAGUUGGAGCAAGUUCGCAAGCAUUACUUUGAAAUGAAGAACAUUGGGAGAGAGGGGGGCUGCACUCUGUCAAAGGAACUUCGGUGCAGACUGGUGAGAAAUACCAUGACCAACAUGGUCUCCAUCCUGAGGGCAACUGUUGAGGCUGAAGAUGUCAGGUAUCCUUCAAAAGAAGAAAUCACUGCAAUGGCUAAGAGACUUGUAGAAUAUUAUCCCAUGCUGCAAGACAAGCCUGGUGGCUCUAAACAUUCAUGGGUAACACUCUUCAGACAACUUUACAAGAGACUUCAGAAUAUAAGGUCUCCACAAAGGACACAGGGCCCAACACCUGAGAGGGGCCAGACGUAA